AUGCGGAGCCCCGGCGGCAGCCUGCAGCAGGCGCUCCCCCGGCUCGCGCAGCACCCCGGCCUCCAGGGCCGGGCCGAGCUGUCGGUUCUGCGGCCGCUGCCGCGGGCGGCGGGCGGGGACGAGCCGAGCGAGCGCCUCCCCCGCGGGGGCGGGACGAGCGCGGCGGCGGCGGCAGCGGCGGCGGCGGCCGCGGCCUCGGGCGCCCUGCUCGGCGCCUAUCUGGAGCGCCAGGGUCCGCCCGCGGCCUCGGAGUUGCCGGCGCCGGGCGGGGCCUUGGCGGGCGGCCCCGGCAGCGGCGGCGGCGGCGUGGUGGUCGGCGUGGCGGAGGUGAGAAGCUGGCGCUGCUGCUGCCUCGGCAGCACCUGUUGGUGCCGGAGCCUCGUGCUGGUCUGCGUGCUGGCCGCCCUGUGCUUCGCUUCUCUGGCCCUGGUCCGCCGCUACCUGCAGCACCUCCUGCUCUGGGUGGAGAGCCUCGACUCGCUGCUGGGGGUCCUGCUCUUCGUCGUGGGCUUCAUCGUGGUCUCGUUCCCCUGCGGCUGGGGCUACAUCGUGCUCAACGUAGCCGCCGGCUACCUCUACGGCUUCGUGCUGGGCAUGGGUCUGAUGGUGGUGGGCGUCCUCAUCGGCACCUUCAUCGCCCAUGUGGUCUGCAAGCGGCUGCUCACCGCCUGGGUGGCCGCCAGGAUCCAGAGCAGCGAGAAGCUGAGCGCCGUUAUCCGCGUCGUGGAGGGAGGAAGCGGCCUCAAAGUGGUGGCGCUGGCCAGGCUGACCCCCAUACCCUUUGGGCUUCAGAAUGCGGUGUUUUCGAUUACUGAUCUCUCAUUACCCAACUACCUGAUGGCAUCUUCAGUUGGACUGCUUCCCACUCAGCUUCUGAAUUCGUACCUGGGUACCACCCUGCGAACAAUGGAAGAUGUCAUUGCAGAACAGAGCGUUAGUGGGUAUUUUGUUUUUUGUUUACAGAUUGUUAUAAGUAUAGGCCUCAUGUUUUAUGUAGUUCAUCGAGCUCAAGUGGAAUUGAAUGCAGCCAUUGUAGCUUGCGAAAUGGAACUGAAAACCUCUCUGGUUAAAGGCAAUCAACCAAAUACCAGUGGCUCUUCAUUCUACAACAAGAGGACCCUAACGUUUUCUGGAGGUGGAAUCAAUAUUGUAUGAUUCUGACGAAACAUAUGAUGGUCAAGAGCCCGUAGUGUGCUGUCUGAGGUCUAGCAGUCCCUUCACUAUUGGGUAGAGACAAGUCCUAAUUGUAUUACGGCACAAACAAAACUGACUAGUUUUUAAAUUGCACAAUUUUUUUAAAGCAAGAAUCAUUUUCUGGAUAUGUAAAUGUAAAUGUAGAUGCAAUUUUGGCUGCACCUCUUUAUUAUGCCUGUAAUGGCCUAUAGGUCUGCACUUUAGUGUUUUUGUAAUUGUUUUAUUUCUGGGUACUUAUGAACAGAGAAAUAACCCAAAUAUUUUUUUCUGCUUACUGUCUUUAUUUAUAAAGUCCAGAAAUAGCUGUAUGCCUCUUUCCUACUUAUAAAGAUGAGUAGAAAUAUCAGUUUUAAAUGCAUUAUAUUACUAGAUGUUCUUUGCUUUGGUUGUCUUCCCAGAAAGGAUAAACAGUGUUUUGUUUUAUUGUUGUUGUUGUUUAAGUGGGACCACUUUGUUUCCCUGUUCCUAGAAAAUGGACAUUAAGUUUUGGUUGAAUGUAUUUUUGCAAGCAUCACAUUAUUGCAGGGCCAUUUACACCUGCUCACACAAGCUUAAAUCCUACAUUGUGGGACUGAAGUGCUCUUAAGAUACCUUUUUAUUUUCACUGUGUAAUAUGCAAAGCAAAAAGGAAAUUAUUUAAUGGAUGGUGGCUCAAAAUUGGAAUGUGUGUUCUAAUCCAGUUAUGUUGGCUUUACCCUCCUUAGAUCUUUCAUCAAAGGGCUGUCCCAUUGCAGUCUUACUAAAAUGCUUUAUUAAAAUAAAUGUUUUUCCUUUUUAUAUUAAUAAUUAGGCUUUGGAAUAAAGAUACUGUUCCUUUAAAUGGUGGGUUACCAUCAUUGAAGAUGUCACUCAGGUGGCCUUGUUUGAUCAAAACGCCUUUUUUAAGAAAACAAGCUUUAAAGUCAUGUUUAUAGUUACAUUGAAGUACAUAUAUAUGUGUCUCCAUAGUCUUCAGCUUUAAAACUAUAUAUUAAUGCCCAAAUUUGUGUUAUUUGCCAUAGUAUAGGUGGGUCUGUUUUGUUUUUUUGUGAGGUUUUUGUUUUUGUUUUGGUACUUGUUUUUCUCUGAUAAGACUCAGGAAUUCUGAAAUGUGAGAUUGUCUCAAUUAUUUCUCUCGUAGCAUGAAUCAACUGUAUUUAUUAAUAGCACUUAAGACUAGAGAAAACAGUAAUUUGGCAUAUAGUUCAUAUGACAUGUAUUAUUCCUAUAUCACCUUUAUUUUUUAAAAGUUUAAUUAUGAACUUAAUGAUUAGUUUUUUUACAGAUGAGAUUAUAGAUACUAAUGCAGAUUUUCUAGUGGGUAUCUCUUCUUUUGCUAUGAAUAUUCCAACUUAUCAGAGACCUUCCAUUUGCCUUCUCAUAAGGGUCACCUCUGCCCUGAUUUAACAGAAGUACAAAGGAAUUCUUUGGAAGUCAGUUAUUCUAGGCUUAUGCUGGAGAUGACAUUCUUUUAAUAUAUAAGUUGCCCUGAAGUAUAAUUGUUUUCCUUUCCUUCAUAAAACAUAAAUUUUCCCACCUUUGAGUAACAGUGAAAUUCAGUUUUAUGCCCUUACCAAGAAGACUUCAGGGCAGAUGUUUUGAGACACACAUUGGUCUACAAGUACAUAACUGGCCUCUAAAUCCUUCCUUCUGCUAUUGGUAGGAAAGAGAUAUAUAUUUGGAAUAUUCUUAUUUUUUUAAAACUAAUUACAUGUUUAGAUUUUUUUAAAUGAUAUUAGUUUAACAGCCCCAGUGAACAAUACAUUUGAUUUGUUCUUUUCCAUCUAACUGGACUACAUUUUUCUUGCGUUUCUUGUUUGUUGCUUAGUUUUUAUUAAAGGAAUCAUUAUUCAAAGUUACUAUUUUCCUACUUAUUUUACACUUCAUGUGUUUUGAAGUGCAUUUAUUUACUUAGUGUCUGUGACUUGAAUAAUUUCACCAAAUGAAUACCCUUUGGUAGUUUGUAAUGCAUUCUUCCAAUUGUUAUACUUUGCUUGGUACUUGUAGUAAAUAUGUAAAGGUUAAAAGAAAUAAUUUUUCUGUAUUCUGCCAAUCAUAAUUUUAUAUAAUAAAUCAUCCAUUUUUUUCUUAAAAUAAUAUGGAUUGACUGUUUGUAAAACACUAAUCUGUAGCUGCAGUUUUCCUUUUAUCCAGGAUUUCUAGCCUCAAGUAAACCACAUCCAUUAUCAUCCAGUCAUUUCUUAGGUGGAUUUCAUUGCUGGGUUUUACUCAGCUCACUAUAAAUUGUGCAAAGCAUUGUCAGGACUUAUUCACUCUGUCAUUAACCCCGCAGCCCCAAUUUAUGGCAACAACACAUUCUACAGGAUACUUUUAUAUUACCCCAAAUAUAAAAUGCCUCCAAUCAUGUAUAUUUAUAGAUGUGAAUAUUUUCCAUUUCUCAGUCUGGUUAAAGGCAGUAUGGAGUUGCUUUGUGCUCAUUUUAGAAAGCAUACAAUACACUUGAUUUCCAAAUCUGAUGAAAGAUUUGUACUGUUUUCAAUUUGGGGGGCCUUUGCAUGAAUUUUCCAUAUUUUUUGUCUUAUUGUUGAUGACUUUGUUUACUCUUUGGCAAAUUUUACCUGACCAUGUAAAUUAUGUUAAAAUAGCAUCUCCUAAAAAAUGUGUUAAGAUUUACUAAAUGUUUUCAUAUCCAGUUUCAUUUGAUGGCCUAAUUUGUGAAAUAACUUGAAAUCUGUACCCUUUGUUUUGCCAGAAUACUAUAAGCUAGCCUCUGCCAUUAGGAUGUGUAUUUUGAAUGACUUGUGGGUAUAUUCAGAGCCAGCCUGGCACUCCCUUUGCUGCACUUUGUUAUAAGCUACAGCCCUGUCCAAGAUGGCUUUCUCCUGAUAAGUGAAGUAUCUGACUUAUAAACCAUUUUCCUCCUUGUGAAGGUGUUAAUUUAAGUUCAGUAAUUACUCUUAUUUGCCCCCACUGGAAAUAAGCUAAGCUGCAUAGGUACAAACAUAUCCCCAGCCUCACUGUGUCGGUUAACGUACAGUGCUGAUGAAGAAGGUGCUAUGACUUACACGCAUCAAUAUUUGUUCGCUGUGGAGCCGUCUUUGAGAACGCUUGAGAAAGUCACUAAGUGUGUGCCAGGUUGGUGCAGGUACAUCGUUAGAUGCCUGGUAAGUCCAUGCAUGCUAUUCACAGCCAAGCAGCAUUUGCAGAGAAGCUCACGUGGACCUCAGGAGCGAGAGAGCUGGCCUAAGUUGAUGGCCUUAGUGGUGAAAGAUUUUGUUUCAGCCAAAGGCUGCUCACCGAAUCAGGAUGACAUUUAGUGUGACACCACCUGGUGCUGAGAUUGGACAUUACUGAUUUCUGUUGUACUGUGUUUAGGAAAUAAUGUUUUUAAAAGUCAUGACUUUAAGCUGAAAAGCCAUUAAGGAGAGGAGAGGAUUCACCGUUCCACAGAAUAUUUACAACUCAGGAAUGCAGACAACCUCACCUGUUAAACUGUCAUCCCACAACUAAAUUUUUAACUUGGUACUUCUGAAUUGCAAAGCAGUUGCUGCAAAUUAUUUUCUAAGGUGGCUGAAGACUUAAAAUAGAUGAUUCUAAAGGUGAAUCAGUAAAGUGUGUGAAUAAUUGGUAUCCCAAAUCACUGUGUG
This is a messenger RNA of Lepus europaeus (European hare), 4781 nucleotides long. RefSeq names its product transmembrane protein 64 (gene TMEM64). NCBI's taxonomy places the organism in Eukaryota, Metazoa, Chordata, Mammalia, Lagomorpha, Leporidae. The record is from RefSeq and is a predicted model, not a curated record. The transcript has 3 exons. Bases 1 to 1155 code for a protein of 384 amino acids.